ACCACUUUAACUGCAGCAGUGGAUUAGGCAUUACAGAGCCCAUUGUUCAAGCCUGAAGAAGUUUUGUGUUCUAUUAAACAACUUGUCCCUCAGAUAUGUGUGGACUGAAGUUCACCACGUUGUUGAAAUGAUCAUAUUUUCAUAAGGGAGUCCAGGAUUCAAUCUAAAACUGAAAAGCCGUGGUCAAAGGAGACAGCCAGGCCUUCACUCCGCCAGACACAACACAAGUUCAGCACAAUGAUGAACGAUGACAAUCAAGACGCAUUUAGAAAUGUCAGCCGAAAGCCAGGCCUGCAGAUAUGGACCAUCAAUAACAUGCAGCUGGUGCCUGUUCCAGCCCAAGGCUUUGGUAACUUCUUUGAGGGAGACUGUUACAUUGUUCUUCAUAUAAGCGAGAACAAGGGCUCAGGCCUUUCAGCUGACAUCCACUACUGGAUAGGAAACUCCUCCUCUCAGGAUGAGCAAGGUGCAGCAGCCAUCUACGUCACCCAGCUGGACGAGUACCUGGGUGGGAGUCCGGUCCAGCACAGGGAGGUGCAGGGCAACGAGUCGCCACGGUUCAGGAGCUACUUCAAAAAUGGCCUCAUCUACAAGAAGGGUGGAGUGGCCUCCGGUUUUCAGCACGUUGACACAAAUGUCUACAACAUCCUGCGAUUGCUGCAUGUCAAAGGGAGGAAGCAUGUCACAGCGACAGAGGUGGAGGUGUCAUGGAACAGCUUUAACAAUGGGGAUGUAUUCCUGCUGGAUAUGGGGAAAGCCAUAGUGCAGUGGAACGGCCCCCAGAGCAACAGGAGAGAGAAGCUCAAGGCAGUCUUGUUGGCUCAGGACAUCCGGGACAGGGAGAGAGGGGGUCGAGCUCAGAUUGGUGUUGUGGAGGGAGGAGAUGAGCAGGACUCCCCAGAGCUGAUGAAAGUCAUGAUGGCUGUGCUCGGCCAAAGGAGUGGGCAGCUGAAGGAAGCCAUUCCUGAUGACAAACCUGACCAGGUGCAGAACACCAGUGUCAGACUCUACCACGUUUUUGAAAACAGCGGGAAUCUAGUGGUUCAAGAAGUGGCCACGCAGCCUCUAACGCAAGACCUGCUGCACUCCAAUGACUGUUACAUUGUGGACCAGAGAGGCUCCAGUGUGAUGGUGUGGAAAGGCAAACAGGCCUCCAAGGAAGAGCGGCGAGAAGCUCUCAACAGGGCAGUGGGCUAUAUCAAAGCCAAGAACUACCCAUCCAACACCAGUGUGAAUGUGAUGAUCGAGGGAGGAGAGUCAGCAGUGUUCAAGCACUUGUUCAAAUCCUGGACAGAUAAAGGGCAAACUCAGGGUCUUGGUACCACCUACAGCAUGGGAAAGAUAGCAAAGAUAGACCAAGUGAAGUUUGAUGUGAUGGAGCUCCAUGCACGUCCUGAACUGGCAGCACAGCAGCGCAUGGUGGAUGACGCCUCUGGAGAUGUUAAGGUGUGGCGUAUUGAGAACUUGGAGCUGGCCGAAGUAAAUCCAAGUACUUAUGGACAGUUUUAUGGAGGAGACUGCUACUUGGUGCUGUACACAUAUCUAAGAUCAAACCAGCAGCAAUACAUACUCUACAUGUGGCAGGGACGUCAUGCCACUAAAGAUGAGAUCACAGCUUGCGCCUACCAGGCUGUCAACAUUGAUAACAAGUACAAUGGAGCCCCGGUCCAGGUCAGGGUGGUCAUGGGAAAGGAGCCUCGCCACUUCCUGGCUAUUUUCAAAGGCAAACUCAUCAUUUUUGAGGGUGGUACAGGCCGACCUGGUGUGGUCAAUCCUGACGGAGGUGCCAGGCUGUUCCAGGUGAGAGGGACUAAUGAGCUGAACACCAAGGCCACUGAAGUGCUGGCGAGGGCCUCGUCUCUCAACACCAAUGAUGUUUUCCUGCUGAAGACUGACCAAAUGUGCUACCUGUGGUAUGGAAAGGGCUGCAGCGGGGAUGAGAGGGUGAUGGGGAGAGCGAUGUCUGAUGUGCUGUCCAAGCAGGACAAGCAGGUGGUGAUGGAGGGCCAGGAGCCAGCUGAAUUCUGGGUAGCUCUGGGGGGAAAGGCUCCCUAUGCCAGCGACAAGAGACUGCAGAGGGAGGAGCCUCCACACAGUCCUCGGCUGUUUGAAUGCUCCAAUCAGAUCGGUCAGUUUAGGAUGACCGAGGUGGAUGACUUCGCCCAGAGUGACCUGGACGAGGAGGAUGUCAUGUUGCUGGACACCUGGGAGGAGAUUUUCUUGUGGGUUGGAAACUUAGCCAACGAAGACGAGACCAAGGAGGCGUGGAGCUGUGCGCAGGAAUACCUGAGGACCCACCCAGCAGGCCGCGACCCCGACACACCCAUAAUUUUUGUCAAACAGGGAUACGAACCGCCCACCUUCACCGGCUGGUUCAAUGCAUGGGAUCCUCAUAAGUGGAGCGGAGGCAACUCCUAUGAGGAGAUGAAAAAUAAGCUGAGUGAUGCAGCAUCUCUCUCACAGAUCACUGUUGAUCUGAACAACACUAAUUUCAGUAAGAGUCCUCUUGGGAUUAGUGGGGGUGGUUACAGGGCUCCAGGAGGCCCCAUUAGCUCACCUCCAGUCUACAGGGUCCACGGAGGUGAUCUGUCCCCCAGACCCUCUACUCCCACCAGCCCGUCCACCCAGAGACUCCAGGCCUCUGCGUCCAUGACCCAGUGCCCCUCCUCUGGCUCCUCUGGCUUCACGCCAUCAUCCUCAGCUGGUGGCACUGUGUCCCCCUCUGCUGGAGGCUCUGGUAUGUAUGUGGACCCAGAACUCCUCAUCAACAAGUCUCCCAGUGAGCUGCCGCAGGGAGUAGACCCCAGCCAGAGAGAGGACUACCUGUCCGAUGUGGAUUUUGAGAACCUGCUUGGCACAAAUCGCUCUGAUUUCCAGCGCCUGCCAAAGUGGAGGCAGAGUGACUUGAAGAAAAAAGCAGGACUUUUCUGAGAAACAUGCACUGCUGGAUUAUGCAGAAAAGUUGUCAAACCUGUCUAACUGUAAUGCGGAGAAACUUAUUAAACAAACUAAGGCAGCAUUUUAGCAAUUGUUGAGACAGGAGUGGUAGAGGCCUUGACCAUUUCAUCUGCAUAUUGUUUUUUGUUUUUUACUUUCUGACAAUAUUUUCAGCCAUCAAACAAAGUUAGUGAUUAAACAUGCUGACUAGAAUGAUCUUAUUGCUGUGAUUGUGACAAAAAGUAUCUUUAAAUUAAGAUUAUUUUCAACUGUUAUGCUUUAUAUUUAUCUAUAUUUUUCAGUGUUUUAUGCUGAUCAUACCCUGAAGUUUUCUCAGAAUAUUAUUGUCAUUUGCCAUGGCUGAAUCACUUAUAUUAUCAAUAAACACACAAAACCUUCAA
This is a messenger RNA of Siniperca chuatsi (mandarin fish), 3338 nucleotides long. It is a transcript of the gene vill, whose product is annotated as villin-like. Gene Ontology annotation, molecular function: actin filament binding; phosphatidylinositol-4,5-bisphosphate binding. Lineage: Eukaryota; Metazoa; Chordata; Actinopteri; Centrarchiformes; Sinipercidae. Bases 238 to 2931 code for a protein of 897 amino acids. Gene Ontology annotation, cellular component: cytoplasm; actin cytoskeleton. The record is from RefSeq and is a predicted model, not a curated record. Gene Ontology annotation, biological process: actin filament severing; barbed-end actin filament capping; actin polymerization or depolymerization. The transcript has 21 exons.